Molecule: messenger RNA, 2292 nt
Organism: Odobenus rosmarus divergens (Pacific walrus)
Lineage: Eukaryota; Metazoa; Chordata; Mammalia; Carnivora; Odobenidae
Gene: TMEM184B
Product: transmembrane protein 184B
Exons: 9
Coding region: 216-1439 (407 amino acids)
Biological process (GO): transport
Molecular function (GO): transporter activity
Source: RefSeq, a predicted model, not a curated record
CAGGCGCGCCGCGGCGGCACUCCGCUGGGCCCGGGACCCGCCGGCGGCGGCGAGACACCGGGGCUGCGGCGCCGCCAGCCCGCCCGCCCCGCCUGCAGAGUCCGGCAGCCGCGAGCCGUCCGCACACACCACCGCCGCAGCCGCCAUGGGUUCCUGAGGCCAGCUCAUCGCUUACCGCAAGGGUUUGUCUCAGGGACCCCUGGCUGCCAGGCACCAUGACGGUGAGGGGGGCCGCACUGGCCCCGGAUCCAGCGUCGCCUACGACCAUGGCAGCGUCGCCCAGCGUGUCUGUGAUCCCUGAGGGCAGCCCCACGGCCAUGGAGCAGCCCGUGUUCCUGAUGACAACCGCCGCGCAGGCCAUCUCCGGAUUCUUCGUCUGGACGGCCCUGCUCAUCACCUGCCACCAGAUCUACAUGCACCUGCGCUGCUACAGCUGUCCGAACGAGCAGCGCUACAUCGUCCGCAUUCUCUUCAUCGUUCCCAUCUACGCCUUCGACUCCUGGCUCAGCCUUCUCUUCUUCACCAACGACCAGUACUACGUGUACUUCGGCACCGUGCGGGACUGCUACGAGGCCCUGGUCAUCUAUAAUUUCCUGAGCCUGUGCUAUGAAUACCUCGGGGGAGAAAGUUCCAUCAUGUCGGAGAUCAGAGGGAAGCCCAUCGAGUCCAGCUGUAUGUACGGCACGUGCUGCCUCUGGGGAAAGACUUACUCCAUUGGAUUCCUGCGGUUCUGCAAGCAGGCCACCCUGCAGUUCUGCGUGGUGAAGCCGCUCAUGGCUGUCAGCACCGUGGUCCUCCAGGCCUUCGGCAAGUACCGGGAUGGUGACUUUGAUGUCACCAGUGGCUACCUCUACGUGACCAUCAUCUACAACAUCUCCGUCAGCCUGGCCCUCUACGCCCUCUUCCUCUUCUACUUUGCCACCCGGGACCUACUUAGCCCCUACAGCCCCGUCCUCAAGUUCUUCAUGGUCAAGUCCGUCAUUUUUCUCUCCUUCUGGCAAGGCAUGCUCCUGGCCAUCCUGGAGAAGUGUGGGGCCAUCCCCAAGAUCCACUCGGCCCGCGUGUCUGUGGGCGAGGGCACUGUGGCCGCCGGCUACCAGGACUUCAUCAUCUGUGUGGAGAUGUUCUUCGCAGCUCUGGCCCUGCGGCACGCCUUCACCUACAAGGUUUAUGCUGACAAGAGGCUGGAUGCGCAAGGCCGCUGCGCCCCCAUGAAGAGCAUCUCCAGCAGCCUCAAGGAGACCAUGAACCCACACGACAUCGUGCAGGAUGCCAUCCACAACUUCUCGCCUGCCUACCAGCAGUACACACAGCAGUCCACCCUGGAGCCCGGGCCCGCCUGGCGUGGUGGCGCCCACAGCCUCUCGCGCUCCCACAGCCUCAGUGGCGCCCGCGACAAUGAGAAAACUCUCCUGCUUAGCUCUGAUGACGAGUUCUAGGUGCGGCUGCUGGUGGGGAGGACUGGCACCUGGGCCCAGGGCAGGGUGUGCCCCCCUCCAGCCCCACGCACGGGCCGGGAGGCAGCCUGGCACAGCUUUGGCAUUGCCCGUUAAUUUAUUGGACCAGAAACACUCACUUGUCACUUCCGGAGGAACAGCCAGAAGCUGUGGGCCCAGGGGACAGCCCAGGCUCACAACGAGCCUUCAGGAAUACUUACACGAGGCCACCCCUGCGUCCGGGCGCGGGACAGAGGACGCUGGGCGUGACUGCUGUGCCCCUGUGGCUUGUCCUGCGGCGGCAUGGUGGGACCAGCUGUGGCCAUGGUGGACCAGCGGCCCUCUCAGCCCCCACGUGGCUCACCCCUUCCCCCAUGAGACUUUCAGCCCUGUCCCCAACAUCGUGCAAUACUCUGACCUGGGCUCUUUCCUGCCUGCUCCCGCCCUUGUGCCCCCUGUCCAUGCUAGAUUAGCCUCACCCUGGGCCAGAGGGGCAGGAGGGAACCCAGAUGCUCCCCGCGGCCCCUCCUGACCCAGGCCUGCCUGGCAUGCUGCAAGGACCAGAGCGGCACUAAGAGCCACGUGUCCCAUGUCGGAAGGGCACUCAGGUGCAUCUGGGCCCCUCUUCUGUUGACGAGGCCUCUCCAAGCAGGGCUCUCUGGGCCCCUGGGUGUCCUCUCCGUGGCUGCCCUGCUGCCCUUCCUGCCUGCCUCAUGCCCCUUCCUCCUGGCCUGCUGAGGGCAGCCAGCAGCCCACACUGCCCUAUCACUUGGGGUCUGUCUUCUGGAGAGCAUUUUGGGCAGAGCCCCUGCUUCCAGGCUGCUGAAAGGGUGGGCGGCUCCCAGCCCCUCCUUCC